Molecule: messenger RNA, 1434 nt
Organism: Fusarium mangiferae
Lineage: Eukaryota; Fungi; Ascomycota; Sordariomycetes; Hypocreales; Nectriaceae
Product: putative rhamnogalacturonase A precursor
Exons: 7
Coding region: 1-1434 (477 amino acids)
Biological process (GO): carbohydrate metabolic process
Molecular function (GO): polygalacturonase activity
Source: RefSeq, a predicted model, not a curated record
AUGAAAUUCUUUCUCUUCUCAGGCUUAUUGUCAGCCUUCCUGGCAGACGCUCAACUCACCGGCCCAGUCGGUCCCCUCACAGCCCUCUCCCAAAAGACCCACGAGUGCAACAUUCUCGACUAUGGCGCUGUCAACGACAACUCCACUGAUAUCGCAGAUGCCAUCGAGAAAACCUUCAAGACCUGCGUCCUCCCACACGCUGGAAGCCGUCUGAUCGUCCCUGAUGGCCAGUACCUGAUCAAACGAUCGGUCGUUCUGUCAAACGGUACAAACUGGGCGUUCCAACUGGAUGGACUCAUCACCUUGGCUUAUGGUGGUAACUGGACUGUUGAUCAAUGGACUUACCAUUAUAAACCGUGCGUAUCAUUCACUACUCCAAAAUUUCAUUUGUUGAUCAAGUUGCCAGCUGUCGACUUUGAGUUUUAUUCACAAAAUGGAAAGGGUGCCAUUCAGGGACAAGGCUAUAUCUACAGGAACUUGGCAAAUACUUUCCGUCCCCGACUUGUCAGGAUCAUUUCACCGAUCAACACUUCAGUUCACGACCUCAUUCUCGUCGACAGCCCCAAGUUUCACAUCGUCUUUGACUUUGCUGAGAACCUUGAGGUGUAUCACCUCACCAUCCGAGGAGCCAACUUAGGCUCUUAUGAUGGUGUUGACGUGGUGGGCACGAACUAUUGGAUCCACGACAUCGAGGUUACAAACCGAGACGAAUGCGUGUCAGUGAAGAGCCCUUCCAACCAUGCUCUUAUCGAGAAUUUGGUUUGUAACCAAGCUGGUUCCGGUAUCUCGAUCGGCAGCCUCAACGUGUCGGCAUCCAUCGCUAAUAUCCAUGCACGAAACAUCAACAUCAUCCAGGGAAACAACAUUGCUUUCAUCAAGACUUAUCCAGGCGGCUCUGGUCAUGUUACCAAUAUCACCUUUGAGAACUUCCGUUCCAAGGCUUCUCUUUAUGGCUUGGAUAUCAACCAGUAUUGGCAAAACACCUUUGAACCUGAUACUGGAGCUGUCGCUCUGAGUAACCUUGUUUUUAAGAACUUCUCUGGAUCUGUUGCCGAUGGGUCCAAGAGACCUCCUCUUUUCCUCGUGGCCAAUGAUCUAUCAUUCGCCACCAACGUCACAGUCGAAGACUUUAGCAUCUGGACCGAGUCCGGAACCUCGGUCAUCAACAAGAUCAGCAACAUCUUUGGCCACGGUGAUAAUUCUUAUGGACAGGCGAAUGGUAUCAAAUCGCUUUCGUCUGGCCAGGCACCUACCGCGUAUACCAGCACGUACACUGUCACCGCUACACCUACUGGCUGGACAGCUCCAUCAUUCCCUACGUGGGCUGCGGCAAGCACUGGUUAUGGAACUGAUGUACCUAUUCCGGUCUACACGCCAGCUGCACUAUGGAAGCCGAGUGGUGACUAUGAUAAACAUUACUGGGGCAGCUUUUAA